Molecule: messenger RNA, 1185 nt
Organism: Closterium sp. NIES-65
Lineage: Eukaryota; Viridiplantae; Streptophyta; Zygnematophyceae; Desmidiales; Closteriaceae
Source: the annotation of a GenBank genome assembly
AUGGCUACCCCCAGUGUUCUUACCUUUGACAUUGAGGGUCGCGCUGUUGACUUUGAGGUCUGGGUCGAUGACCUCCAGCUGUUCCUCCAGUGCAAUAGGGCAGACGACCUCUUUCUGUUCGACCUCAUUUCUGGUGCCUCCCCUGCCCCGCCUGCUACUGCUGAGAGCACUGUUCGCUCACUGUGGGCGACACGCGAUGCUGCUGCCCGUCUUGCUGUGCGUCGCCACUUACCGACCAUUGAGCGUGCACACUUUAGCCAGUACAAGAGUGCUCAGACCUGGUACGACGCUGUAGUUGCACGCUACUCUUCCCCUGCCACUGCUGCACUGAGCCGCCUCAUGCUACCGUACCUCUUCCCUGACCUUGCUGCCUUUCCCACAGUCGCUGACCUCAUUACGCACCUCCGCACUAGUGACACUCGCUACCACACUGCGCUUCCUGCUGAGUUCUGCACCAAGAACCCCCCCCCCCCCCCCCCCAUGUACAUCACCCUCUACUACAUAGUCACCCGGCUCCCUGACUCUCUUCGCUUAGUCAGGGACCACUUCCUCUCAGUUUGCCCCACCACUCUCACCGUUGACCUCCUCGAGGAGUGCCUCCUAGCAGUAGAGAAGAGCAUAGUAGCUGUAGGAGCCUCUCGUGGUGACCCUCGCACCCCCGUCUUUGGGGGGUGUUCCCCCUCCCCCCUCUUGCCCUCUUCUGCUUCUGUUGGCGCUGCCGACCUCGUUGGUUUCUACGGGGUCGGCGCCGCGUCUGCCCCUAGCGGGAGACGCCGCAUCAGCAAGGGCAAGGGGGGCAAGGGAGUUGGAGGGGCUAGUGGGGGCGGUGGAGGUAAUGGUCGAGGCAGUGGAGGGAGUGGGGGUGGUGGUGGGAGUGGUGGCGGGGGUGGCGGCGGCGGUGGAAGCCGUGGAGGCGGAGGAGGAGGUAGUGGUGGCAAAGGGAGCGGAGGUGGCGGAGGUGGCGGAGGAGGCGGAGGUGGCGAAGGCGGCGGCGGCGGCGGCUGUGGAGCGGGUUGCGACUCUGCGCAGAGGAGUGGGUCCGGUGGUGGUCCGCGCCAGCAGCAGCAGCGCGGUCGUGAGACCCUGUCCCCUCAGCAGCUUCGUGAGUGGUACGCUGCGCGUCAGCGCGGUGGGGGUACUAGUCCCUGCACUUACGUCCUCCGUACCGGCGACCGAGCUGGCUGA